UCGAUCAAUUGACCUUUACACGCGACAACGACGAACAUUUUGAAAUAAGAUUUCAGAAAUCCGAUCGAUUAAAAAUCCACUUGCAAUCAUCUUUUCACAUUUGCGGCGAAGGGCUUUGCCUACGAUCUCCUCCUCCUUGCAUAACUAUCUCAAACGAAGCCAUGCUUAAGGUUUUGACGAACCCAUGCGCUCAUGCCAUUACUGCUUUCCAUUACUUUCAUCUUUCUUUUGAUGAUGCCUCGCACGGACGAAUUCGAGCAACAGGUCUCGCACAUCUGUGUCGGACCCUGUCGCGCGGCAAUCACGAGACAGUUGCCGAAAGAGCGUGUGAACCUCGGCCCGGUCAUAGUUCAGGAGCCGCUUGAGAGCUUGCGUCCCUUUUACUUCACUGCUUCUCCCUCCAUCCUUCAGCCGCUUUCGGACAACGGACUGAUCGUUGAUGGGCGAGCCUCGAUCACUCACGCUCCGCUCUUUCAACGCCCUGGACCUUCUCUUGUCCCCCAGUGGGUUGGGAGGAGGUGAUGGUUCAGGAGAAGCUUCUCGCAUGCGCUCUUGCGAAAUUUCGAAGAAGCGGCCCCAUGGCACCUUGAUCAAGCCGCUGCUCCCUCCUUCUCCGGCCAUUCCGCUCUUACUU
Messenger RNA from Guillardia theta CCMP2712, 634 nucleotides. RefSeq lists its product as hypothetical. The transcript has 7 exons. NCBI's taxonomy places the organism in Eukaryota, Cryptophyceae, Pyrenomonadales, Geminigeraceae. The record is from RefSeq and is a predicted model, not a curated record. The coding region runs from base 235 to 522 and encodes 95 amino acids.